AUGUUCGGAUUCCGCGCCUACCCCACCCCGAUCCUGAGGCCCCUUGGCCCCUUCAUUGCUGGCGCUGUCAUCGUCUUCUGGGCUACGAACAGUCUGCAGAACUCCAUGCUCAAGAGUGACGAGUUCAAGAAGGACCCGAGAAACCCCUAUGGUUAG
Microstroma glucosiphilum is the source of this 156-nucleotide messenger RNA. RefSeq lists its product as hypothetical. Bases 1 to 156 code for a protein of 51 amino acids. Gene Ontology annotation, biological process: proton motive force-driven ATP synthesis. Gene Ontology annotation, molecular function: proton transmembrane transporter activity. The record is from RefSeq and is a predicted model, not a curated record. Lineage: Eukaryota; Fungi; Basidiomycota; Exobasidiomycetes; Microstromatales; Microstromataceae. The transcript has a single exon.